CAAAUCUCAGUGUCUCUCUCUUUCCCUCCUUUAGAAGGCCGUUUGGGAUCUGUCACACUGGUCUGGAACAUUAGCUACCAGCUAAAUACAUACUGGAUAACUUGUUCUGUUAUACAACCUGAGUAAGAACUGCCUGCCAGGAAUACUGGGAUGAGAAAAGGAAGAAUCUAAAAGGUACACAUGAUUCACUGGGCCAAGGAAAACAUCAGCACAGGACAGGAACCAGGACUUUGGAGGCCUGUGACGAGUGGAGGAAUAGCGGCGUCACACAGAAUGACAACACAUUGAUUUACCUGAGCUAGACAAUCAGGAAGACACAGAGGAAUUAUUAAGUGAUUGCGCUGAAAAAGUGGGUAAUUUUGGAACAGAGUGGUGAACUGAAGAAGAAGGUCGUGCAGCAGCCUGUUCUGGUUCCUUUUCUCAUAUAAAUCAGACUUUUGUUUAGGGCCUAGUGUGGCCUCCUGAAGCAGUGACCAGAACCAUGAAGCUGUCAGGGAACGUGCUGGAUCUGGACUCCACAGACUACAGCACCACCCUUGACCCCUCCUACACCAUGCUGGAGUUUGACAACCUCAGGGUGUUUCCUGUAGAGACAGAGUUGAUGAUGCCGGAGCCUGCCCCUCUGCUGCCACAGACCAAUGGAAGCGUGUGUUCCAUAUGUGCAGACAGGGCCACAGGUAAACACUACGGUGCUUCCAGCUGUGACGGUUGCAAGGGCUUCUUCAGGAGGAGCGUCAGGAAGAACCACGCCUACACCUGCAGGUUCAGCAGGCAAUGUGUUGUGGACAAAGACAAGAGGAACCAAUGCCGUUACUGCAGGCUUCGGAAAUGUUUCCGAGCAGGCAUGAGAAAGGAAGCCGUGCAGAACGAGCGGGACCGCAUCAGCAGCCGCAGAGGAGAGGGACAGGGGCUGGGCACUCUGUCAAUCAGUGUACUGCUACAGGCAGAGGCCAGCAUGCAUCAGUUUCCAGCCCUGACCUCCCCUAUGAGCUGUGACAUCAACACCAAGAAGAUAGCGCGCGUGGGGGAUGUGUGUGAGUCCAUGAAGCAGCAGCUCCUCCUGCUGGUGCAGUGGGCCAAGCGCAUCCCCGAGUUCUGCAGCCUCCCCGUUGACGACAGGGUAUCCCUGUUACGAGCCCACUCUGCUGAACACCUCAUCCUAGGGGUGGCUCGACGCUCCCUGCCUUACAAUGACAUUAUCCUUCUGGGUAAUUUCUUUGUGAUCCCAGUGAGCGGUCCUGAGGUGGAGGUGUCCAGGGUGGCUGCCCGGAUCCUGGAGGAGCUGGUCAAGCCUCUGAGAGAGCUGGACAUCACCGACAGCGAGUUUGCCUGCCUUAAGACCAUAGUCUUCUUCAGUCCUGACUGCCCAGGGCUGGAGGCCCCUCAGACAGUGCGGCGGCUGCGUUUCCAGGCCCAGGUGCUGCUGGACGAGGCCACCUGUGAGCAGCGGGGGCGUUUUGGGGAGCUGCUGCUGAUGCUGCCCCCCCUGCAGAGUGUGGCCUGGCAGAUGGUGGAGACCCUGCAGCUGGCCAGGCUCCUGGGGGAGCCCAGCGUGGACAGCCUGCUGCAGGAGAUGCUGCUGGGGGAGGGGGCCACUGGGGGCCUGAGACAACGCACAGGGCAUGGUACGCUCCAGAGGAGCGAUACUUACAGUUCUAACUCAAAUGUAAUGGCGUUCCCCCAACCCCAAGAUCACACCCUGUCUCAGGACCUACUAGGAGGCCAUGUCGGGUUGCCUAGCAACUUCACAUCAGUCAUACUACCUGUCCCUAGCUCUCUGCCAGUGGUGCCGCUGGUGCCCACACAGACUGGCACUGAGGUGUACAGACAUGGAGAGGGGGCAGACAUGCCCAUAGAGUCUGCCCACGGCAUGCCCAUGGCUCCUGUCCACACCUGCCUCUGAGAAGCAGGCCAAGCAGCAGCAGCUACUAUACAAAGAGGAGAAAAAAGCUGUGUGGUCUAAACACACACACACACACACACACAAAUACACACACAUCUAAUCCGGCCCGCGUUUGGUUUGAAUAAAAUCGUUUUUUUUGGGGGGGGGGGGGGGGGGGGGGGGGGGGCGCUGUGUCCAGCUCCCUAAUAACCGCUGCGAGGAAAUACAACACAUUUUCAGUGCAGCCCUCCGAGCCUCAGUGAAGACCGAAUGCGGCACCUGGGGCAAUAUGAGUUUGACACCCCUGACCUGGUGUUGGUGCAUCCAGGCCGUACUACUAUAUGAUUACAACAUGAAGUAGAGGCUGUUACAUGGACACUAGUAACCCAAAAAGGGACUUUGACUCAGCCAGCCAAUACUCUCCCUUAUCCACCUUUGCACACUGCACAUUACACACAGGGAAUAUGAUGCAGACAAUUAAUAAUUGAUCAGGAAUUGUUCUUUAUGUCAAUUAAAAUCAUCAAAUCAAUAAAGACCACAGCUCAAUAGUAUGUUAUCUUUAUUAGAUCAUGGUUGGGUGAGUGAGUUGUGUUGGCAUGUUAAUUAAUGACAGUAAUGUGGCAGUGGUGAAGUAAGAACAAUUUCAUGUUUUUUAUCUUCAGGAUCAAAGUCCAUGCAGAUGUUGGUACUGUUAGACAUGUUAAAGUUACUCGUAAAAAUUGUGUUGUUUUUUAAAGGAAAUAAAUGAAAAAUACAUUUGUAGAGACUGCUAAA
Messenger RNA from Salvelinus fontinalis (brook trout), 2656 nucleotides. RefSeq names its product hepatocyte nuclear factor 4-beta-like. The transcript has 10 exons. The coding region runs from base 482 to 1903 and encodes 473 amino acids. Gene Ontology annotation, biological process: anatomical structure development; cell differentiation; positive regulation of transcription by RNA polymerase II. The record is from RefSeq and is a predicted model, not a curated record. NCBI's taxonomy places the organism in Eukaryota, Metazoa, Chordata, Actinopteri, Salmoniformes, Salmonidae. Gene Ontology annotation, molecular function: nuclear receptor activity; zinc ion binding; RNA polymerase II cis-regulatory region sequence-specific DNA binding.